AUGCAAACAUUGAUUGCUUGUCUCUGUCUUUUGAUUCUUAGUUUUGUUUCACCAUGUUUAUGUGGAAUGUGGAUUGUUGGAACUGAAAACAGAACUUAUAAUGUGAUAGACUAUGGUGCUCAUGGUGAUGGCAAAUCUGAUGAUUCUGAGGCUUUUGUAAGUGCAUGGAAUGCUACGUGUGGAGCAGAAGAAGCAUCAACUCUUCUUAUACCACCAAAUGGAAAAUUCUUGGUAAAAGUCAUAAACUUUAGAGGCCCUUGCAAUGCCACAAGUGUUAAUAUUCAGCUUCAAGGGAGAAUAGUUGCACCAGCCAUGGAUGAAUGGCCAAGAGGUCUCACUAAUAAUGAAAUCACCAAUUUGAUUGUAAUAUCAAACGUUAGUAGUCUCUCAAUUAAUGGAAGUGGAGGAUCAAUCGAUGGCUAUGGUUCUUCUUGGUGGCAAUGCACGAAUUGUUAUAGACCAACGAUUCUUAGAUUCAGAUAUUGUAGUGAUCUUACUGUUUUUAAUCUUAACAUCACCAACAGUCCAAAAGCUCACAUAAGGGUCAAUGGAUGUGAGAAUGCCACAUUCUCCAAUAUCACCAUUCAUUCUCCUGGUGACAGCCCCAACACUGAUGGAUUUGACAUUUAUACUUCAAAAAAUAUCUUGAUUCAAAAUUCCACUAUAGCAUGUGGUGAUGAUUGUAUUGCCAUCAGUGGUGGUUCUUCCUACAUUAAUGCCACUGGAAUUGCUUGUGGACCAGGCCAUGGAAUAAGCAUUGGCAGCCUGGGAAGAAACCAAGCUUAUGAUACAGUGGAAGAAGUUUAUGUAAAAAAUUGCAGCUUCACCAACACUGAAAAUGGAGCAAGAAUCAAGACAGUCCCGGGUGGAUCAGGUUAUGCCAGAAACAUCACUUUUGAGAACAUAACAUUAACACAGGCUCGCAACCCUAUAAUCAUAGACCAGUACUAUGACAGAAAAUAUUUAACGAAUGCAUCAGUGAAGGUGAGUGAUGUGACAUUCAGUAGAUUUAAUGGAACAUCUGAGAAGGAGCUAGCUAUUACCUUGAACUGUUCCUCAUCAGGUUGUUUCAACAUUGCAUUGGAUCAUAUCAACAUUGUUUCUGCUCAACCAGAAAAACCAGUUUCUUGUUUUUGUAACAAUGCUCAUGGAACAGCUACAAGCACUGAAGAAUAA
Messenger RNA from Sphenostylis stenocarpa, 1176 nucleotides. Lineage: Eukaryota; Viridiplantae; Streptophyta; Magnoliopsida; Fabales; Fabaceae. The record is from the annotation of a GenBank genome assembly.